UCGACUUACCCUACGACAACCAGUAACAGUGUUUGUUUUAUUGCUUUUCAUUGAUUUCAUAUUCAAUACAUUAAUGUUGUAUUAUGAUUAUGUUUACAUUAUGGUCGAUGUUGAUUUUGGUGUAAAAAAUAUGGAUACAAUGUAUGUUUGGCACGAACAACACCAUGAUAAUCAUCAUGAUGGACAUAACAAACAACAAUCAUCAUCUGUCGAUAAUGAUGAUGUAAAAACAUUAGAAACAAAUUCAACAUCGAUACGUAAUCGUCGACAAACUACAUCCACCGGUAGAGGUGAUAACGGAAAUAGUGGAACCAAAAAUAAAGAACAAGAUUCGAUUAGUUUUGUUGAAGAUAGCGAUAGUAAGAUUUAUUCAUUUCAAUAUGAUGUCAAUUUGGCUGUCUACAUUAUAAUCUAUGCAUCACAAGUGAAUGGUUUUUUUGCUUAUAUCUGGGCACAUCAUUCAUGGCUAACUUUACAUUUGACCAUUGUUGCCAUACAGAUUAUAUUCUUAUUGUUUCUUUCAAUUGUUAAUGUUCGAUUGAUUAUUGUUCUAUUAUUUCGUAUGAUGUUAUUUUUUAUGUCAUUAUUUCGAUCAUUAGAGAUUUCAAAUCAUCAAAUGAUGCGUUUACAACGUCAAGGAUUUGAAAUCCGAAAAGAAUUACCACGUGUCAAAAUAUUUACACCAAAUUCUAUGAAAUAUCAAUCAAAAAUGUCGCAUCGAACAUCAAAUUCGAUUCAGUCGAAUAUUAAUAAUAAAGAUUCGGUUAGUAAAUCAGAACAGCAUAAAACAUCGGUUACCGUAUCGGAUCAGGAUGGUCAACAAGUUGGCUACAUAACUUUAUCAGCAAUCGAAAUGCAACGUCAUACAUCAUCCACUGGUUCCGAUUCAACAAUACAGCCAAAACUUUUUCCAAUAAAACGAAGUUAUCAACUUCAGCCAUCAAUAUUUUUGUAAAUUU
Messenger RNA from Dermatophagoides pteronyssinus (European house dust mite), 959 nucleotides. RefSeq lists its product as uncharacterized. Lineage: Eukaryota; Metazoa; Arthropoda; Arachnida; Sarcoptiformes; Pyroglyphidae. The record is from RefSeq and is a predicted model, not a curated record.